This is a messenger RNA of Vanessa tameamea, 1501 nucleotides long. RefSeq names its product rhomboid-related protein 2 (gene rho-4). Gene Ontology annotation, cellular component: membrane. Lineage: Eukaryota; Metazoa; Arthropoda; Insecta; Lepidoptera; Nymphalidae. The transcript has 7 exons. The record is from RefSeq and is a predicted model, not a curated record. The coding region runs from base 242 to 1381 and encodes 379 amino acids. Gene Ontology annotation, molecular function: serine-type endopeptidase activity; calcium ion binding.
UGAUUCACAUUCAGUUGUUCAACGUCGUGUAAUCGUGCUGGCCGAGUUAUACUGUAAUCUAGUAAAAUAAACAAACUUAUAUAAAUAGAAAGAUAAUCUUUAUCUUAUCGUGUACUUGCAAUAAAUCGAUCAUGAAAAUUCACCAUAAAGUAUUUGAAGCGAGCGUGCUAUGAUGUGCUAAUUGGAGUAAAAAAUAUUGUAGUGUUUAACAUUUUGAGAAUUAAUAAUUUUGAGUGAAAAAAUGCCUUCCGGCCAGAGAGAAGGUACGGUAUCAAUACCGCUGACUCCGACUAGAUCAGAUUUAUAUUGGCGCAGAAUUUUCAACAAGUACGACAAGGACAAUGAUGGACGAAUAUCCUACGUAGAACUCAAAGGUAUAAUAGAGUCGAGGGAAUACGACCACGAUUUACCAGACAAUGUCGUGGAUAAGAUCAUGAGUCUCGCGGACAGGGACCAGUCUGGUUAUCUGGACUUCGCCGAAUUCGUCGAAAUGAUGCACAAUCCCGAUUUGAAAGCAGUAUUUGGACAUUUCGUCGCGAGAUACAUUCAUUCAAUAAUUCCCCAUAGAGGCCCUGUGGAUACGACUGACAGGUGGACAGGAUUCAGAGCUGUAUCUUCAUCAGAUGGCGUCCAAAGCCAUAGCAAAAGCAUAUUCACAUACACAGACGGGACAUACGAAGAGGAGUACAGUUGCUGGCCACCAGCGAUCUGCAUGAUACUGAUAUCAAUUAUUGAAAUUGUGCUGUUCUGUUAUGACGCCAGUCAUGGCAAGACUGAUGCAACGGGACCCAUCGCUCAGAUAUUUAUUUACAAUCCUCAUAAGAGGCAGGAAGCUUGGCGCUUCCUCACUUAUAUGCUGGUGCAUGUCGGUGUAGUUCAUCUCCUAGUUAACUUACUGGUGCAAUUGUUUCUCGGUGUACCGCUAGAGAUGGUACACCGAUGGUGGCGUGUUAUGCUAGUCUAUCUCGCCGGGGUGGCGGCUGGCUCACUGGCUACUAGUCUCACUGAUCCAAAAGUGUAUCUCGCUGGUGCUUCUGGUGGUGUCUACGCUCUGGUUGCGGCUCACAUCGCGACCAUAAUUAUGAAUUGGGCGGAAAUGGAAUUCGCGAUAAUUCAAUUACUCGUUUUCCUACUUCUGGCAACAGUGGAUAUCGGUACAGCCGUGUACGAUCGUUAUUGGAGGCAUUUGCAGCAAAAUAUUGGAUAUGUUGCGCAUUUGGCUGGCGCUGUAGCCGGUCUCCUGGUUGGUAUCGGUGUUCUUCGUAACCUCGAAAAGAGGAAAUGGGAGAAACGUCUGUGGUGGGCAGCCGUUGUGCUCUACUUCUCUCUGAUGAUAAUCGGUGUGCUGGCUAACAUAUUCUGGAAGACACAUUUCCAGUAAUCGUAGUAUAGCAACGUGCCACGAGAAAUGGGGCCAUAUGUUUGUAAUUUAAGAGGAGAAUUUAUUUGUUUGUAUGCAAUUUUUUUUGUCAUAUUUUAGACAUGCUAAGCUAAUUUAUUU